AUGUCACAAUCAUCACAGUCUGAGUCUCAGUCUGAGUCCCAGUAUACGUCUCUGUCCACAUCAAAGAUUGCAUCAGAGUCUACUUCAGAGCCUGGAACAUCAACCUCAGAAGGAUCUUCUCUUCGCUCCUCUACAUUCAGCAGUACAACAACCCCGACUACCUCCACGUUCACCAUCGUGUCCUCUGUCGGUACCCAAAGCACAAGCUCAGAGACAUCAACCAGCGAGGCAACAACUAUCUCUUUCAGUUCUACAGCACCAGGGGCAAGCGUCACCAGCACCAGUCAGAGUACGACCAGCACGGAGUCCACAGUACUAACCACCCAACAACAGUCCUUGCCAGUCACAAGCGUUUCAGCAUCAGAAUCUCCAACUUCGCCUUCCUUGACUUCCUUGACGACUUCAUCAACUCCUUCUACAAGCCCAAGAAAUAUCCCCGUUCUUAAUGGUUAUGAUUUCAUCGCGUGUCUGCGAUCCGACGAGGGAUUUCCAACCUUUACGGAGGUGGCAACCCAGGCCAACAUGACCACAGAGAUCUGUGUCAAAUUGGCUGCUGGGAGCAUUUACGUCGGUGUCUAUGAACAGACUUGCUACAAGGCUGAUUCCCUCGCCGGAUCAGAAAUUGUACAAGAUGAGCGCUGUAGCCUCCCGUGUCCUGGUGACCCUAGCCUAUUUUGUGGAGGCACGACUGGUGGUGCAGGCAGACGCCGUGCCAUUCCGUCUAAUCGUUUCUUGACAAUCUAUCGCCAAGCAGUCUCUUCUUCUUCCUUCUUUUCUUCUUCAUCAUCCUCCUCCUCCUCCUCCUCCUCUCCCUCCUCUUUCUCGCCUUCGCAAUCUUCACAAGCUUCAGUAACACAGACUUUGUCAUCAACAUCCAAGUCAAAUGCUGCGACAACCUACACUCUAUCAGUAUCCUCCUCUUCAAUCUCUUCUCGAAAGACUACAGUAUCUUCAGUCAUCUCUGAGUUGAGUUCAAUUUCUGGCACUCCAUCUCCAAUCACUCCCGGCCCCAUCCGAACCAUCCACGUCACCAAGGGUGUGACUGUCACAGAGAUUAUCAUUGCAGCGACAGUAACCACUGUCACAUAUGUUACUCUCCAUCCAAGUCAGCCAGGAGCUCUUACCACUACUUGCGUAACAUUGACCCUGCAAUAUACUGCCUGCGGUUGCGAUCACCAAGAGUAUCCACCGGUAGAUAUGACUACAAUCAUCUCGCCCUGCCAAGCCUGUGGCUAUCAGGGGCAAGAUAUCGUCACCAUGGUGGUUCCAGUCGCUGCUUGUGAGACUGGUAGUGUGAACCAUGGAUCUUCUGGCUGGUAUGACGGUCAUCGGAUUCAACCUGGCCAUGGAGUAGAUGUCGGAUCCCAACCUCAACCAACACAAGGACAACAGAACGACAACGGACCAGGCUACGAGAUCGGACCAUCAAAUAUUGCAGCCGCCACCCAGGGACCAGGAGACGAAGAACAAGGCAACCAACAUGUUAACUCCCUGUCUACACAAGGACAACAGAAUGGUAACGAAUCGGAGUAUGCUAAUGGACCCUUGAAUACUGGGGCCGCCACUCAAGGAUCAGAAGGCAAAGCACAAAACCAACAGACAGCCAAUCCGUUGCCAACACAAGGCCAACAACACAGCGGCGGACCGAAUUCAAAAGAUGGACCCUUGGAUACUGAGGCCGGAGCCAGUGGAUCAGCAAAUGAAGCACAGAACAAAGAGUCACCCGGCCCUUCGCCCGCAUCAGGCCAGCACAACACCGAUCGACAAGGUGACGAGAACCAUCAGUCAUAUGUUACAACACAGCCUUCACCAGAGCACAAUGUUAAGAACGGACCGUUUGCCUCACCAUCUCAAUCUAUUAACGCUCUGAAUCCUUCCAAGCUCUCGUCCGGUCCCCAGGACCAGCAACCUUCCUCAGGCGGCCUAACAAUAGAAGCAAGCGUUGUACCAGCGCCUCAGCCUGGCACUAAGACUGGUCCUUCUGAUAAAGCAUCUGGCCAUGGGAAUAGCCCAGCUAUCUCAACGACGUUCGCCACCGAGGUAGAAGCCACUAAGGACACUGAGGCAUCCGGGUCGACACAUAGCCAUAGUCCUUUGGAACCUGGGGAGGCUUCAUCUAUUCCAUCGAUGGUUCCCUCAUCAGAAGCACACAGACAUCAGAUCAUGUCCUGCCGUAUGGUUGUUGUGAUAGUCGGGAUGGUGUUGCUACUCCAGUGA
This is a messenger RNA of Fusarium subglutinans, 2217 nucleotides long. Its product is annotated as extracellular alpha-1 4-glucan glucosidase. The record is from RefSeq and is a predicted model, not a curated record. The transcript is spliced from 2 exons. NCBI's taxonomy places the organism in Eukaryota, Fungi, Ascomycota, Sordariomycetes, Hypocreales, Nectriaceae. The coding region runs from base 1 to 2217 and encodes 738 amino acids.